Molecule: messenger RNA, 975 nt
Organism: Penicillium angulare
Lineage: Eukaryota; Fungi; Ascomycota; Eurotiomycetes; Eurotiales; Aspergillaceae
Product: alpha/beta fold hydrolase
Exons: 1
Coding region: 1-975 (324 amino acids)
Source: RefSeq, a predicted model, not a curated record
AUGACGAUACUCACCCUCCCCCGACCAGGAGAAAGCUAUGACUCAAAAGCCCCAACAAUUAUAAAAGCCCCAUCAGAACAAACAUUCAUCUCAAUCUUUGGGCAAAUGCUCCCAAAAGCCAUAUACAUAAACACCACGCACGGCUGUGCAGCUUACUACUCUCUGCCCGCCACUGGCAAGAGUAAUGACAACAGUGACAGCACAAUUCAGCGUGUGUUAUUCGUGCACGGCGUCCAAACACCAGCAAUUGGCCUACAGCCACUAGCCAGCACACUUUCAAGGCGGUUCCCAUCCGCGCACUGUGUUCUGGUAGAUCUAUGGGGCCACGGAUUAAGUGAUACACCUAUAUUACCGCAUGAAGCAUCUCUAUUUCACAGUCUACUUAAUGAUUUACUGGAUGAGUUGAAAUGGAAAGAUGCGCAUGUAAUUGGGUAUUCUUUUGGGGGGUCGACGUGUGCCUCGUUCGCCGCUUCAUAUAGCGAGCGUGUUUCUUCUAUGGCUCUUGUUGCGCCUGCGGGACUAGUGAGAUCGGAGACAUUUGGAGAGGUGCAGCAGGCGUAUUUAAGUGGUGAUGGGACCGAGGAAGAAGCGAAAGAUUGGGUGUUUGAGUGGCUUGAGGGUGGUAAAUUGGUUGUGCCUUAUGAUUGGAAGGAGAGGAUCGCGAGGGGGGACAUUGUCGCUGAGGCUGUGAGGGAUUGGGAGGUUAGAGAGCAUGAGGGGCAUGUGGCUAGUGUUGUGGGAAUUGUGAGGGAUGGAGGAGUUCUGGACAAGCAUGGGGAGUUUGUGAAGGCGGCGGAAACGGGGAUUCCUUCUAUAUGUGUGCUUGGAGAGUUGGAUGAUUUGUGCAGUGUUCAGGAUUUGGCUGAAGUUGGGAUGAAGAAUGCUCAGGUUGUGUCGCAAGUUGGGCAUGGGGUUGUUCGACAAAAGGUGCCCGAGGUUGCUGAUCUGAUUGAGAACUUCUGGAAAGGUCUUUAA